AUGUUUGACGGCUUGCUCGGCCGAGGAUUCGCCGCGAAAUGUAAAUCGUUGAUCAAAUUGACGAAGAAUCGGAUCGAUGUGAUAAGGAGGAAGAGGAAAGCGACGGAAAAGUUUCUCAAGAAAGAUAUCGCUGAUCUGUUGGCGAAUGGAUUAGAUGUUAAUGCUUAUGGAAGGGCUGAAGGACUCACUGCAGAGUUGACAUUGACAUCUUGUUAUGAUUUUGUUGAGUGGUCCUGUGAUUUUGUGUUGAAGCACCUCUCAGUGCUGCAGAAACUGAGUGGAUGUCCUGAGGAAUGCAGGGAAUCUAUAGCGUCUCUGAUUGUUGCUGCUGCAAGAUUUUCUGAUCUACCAGAGCUACGUGACCUUCGGCAAAUAUUUCAAGAGAGAUUCGGAAACUCCCUAGAAUGUUAUGUCAAUCAAGAGUUUGCUGCAAAUUUGAAUCCAAAGUCUUUUACCUUGGAGCAGAAGGUCUGGUUGAUGCAAGAGAUUUCUUCCGAGUUUUCAAUAAAAUGGGACUCCAAAGCUUUUGAACUAAGGAUGUCAAAAUCCUCUGCUUUCGCACAGGGCUACAAUACUUAUAAGCUUGACCAUUCAGUUAAACCAUCAUUACAAGGCAAGCAUGAGGUUGUGUUAGAGAAAAGUCCUGACUAUUCUAACGAUAGACAGAAAUUUCGGAAUGGCAAGGAAGCUGCCUCCUCAAAAGGAGAUGAAAAUUAUCUACACCCCAAAUCUAAACUUGCUGAAAAAGGAUUCAAGCCAAUAAGUAAGCAUGAUGAAGUCAGUCUGCCGAGGGACAGCAAUCCAUUACCCGGAAGAGAAGAGCUUACUUCUCCGAACGGUAGCUACUGGAAGGAGGGUAGUAUGCUAAAACCAAUAGGAUCUUCUUCUCAGGAUAAGAGAGUACAACAAUUCGAAGAUGGUUCUGACUUUCAUGAUAGAAGGGGGAAUGCUGUCCGUGUGAGAGAAAGCCAGGACGCUGCCACUGCUAGGAAGUCUCCAAGUCAUGCAGGCUUUCAUUCGAAGAACAAUUUGAAUGAGCCAUUUGCUGUUAAUCAUGGUGGCCUACCUGAUCUUGAUUACUCUCAGAGAAAAGUUCAAAAGGAUGAAACUCCUAGGGUAAAGCCUUACUACAGUAAUGCUAUCCCACCACCUUAUGUAAAACCUAAUUCUAAACUCAAGACCAGCACACACAAAACUGAAUUAGCGCUUCCACAUAUUGACAAUGAUGCCAUCCCAACAAAUUCUUCAAUGCAUCAAAAGCCCGAUGCUGCUUCUACGACAGAGAGAAUCCGAUCUGGUUUGGAUAAUUCUGAACAAGAUUUGCAGGCCACUAGAAAUGCACAGCAGAGUAAACAGGGCUAUGAGAAAGAACCCUAUGUUCACGAAGAUGCUAAAGAAUUCCCUGUUUUAAAACCAAAAUCUGUGAGGCGUAAGCACUCAAAAUCACGGUCUACACACAAUGAUGCUACCAAGGAAGAUUCUGAAGUUGCAAACAAAUCAAGGAGCAGGAGACGAGACGAAUCAAGGCGUGGCCUACAAAUUUUAUUUGAUGAUGAGCAACAUAAAAAAGACGAAGAGGAAAGGGUAAUAGAUAGAUUACUGAUGCACUACAGCAAAAAGCCAUCAUCCGUCACCGGGCCUGAAAAAGCAAGAAGAAGGUCUAGAAGUCGCCAUGCACACCAAAUGGAUGAUGGACCUGAGAAGACACCGGAGAUGGCCCCUCACGCGCCUCGAUCAGUUUCCCUUCCUCAUGAACAAUCACAAGAGAUGGAAGUCAAGAAAGUGUUUACUCGAGCGGCUUCGUUUCAGCCGGAUAGAUCAAAAGAAGCUCGACAUGUGCAUCCCAAUUUACCUGAGUAUGAUGAUUUAGCUGCUAGGCUUGCGUCCUUGAGAGGAACAUAA
Lathyrus sativus (Indian pea) is the source of this 1902-nucleotide messenger RNA. The record is from the annotation of a GenBank genome assembly. NCBI's taxonomy places the organism in Eukaryota, Viridiplantae, Streptophyta, Magnoliopsida, Fabales, Fabaceae.